UGACGUCGCGUCGACAGGUACGCUGGCUCGCGGGCAACAGUCGUCAGUCGAGAGUUGGAGCUGGGUCUGAUUGGACCCGUACAGCUGCUGACAAGGUUCCCCGAGCAAGACGAAACACUUUCACCGGAAUGAUGAGAAGAACGAUCCUCGUUUUCACGGCGCUUGUCGCAUUAGCCGGCGCAACUGUAGUCGAUCAUUGCGACUCUGGAACUCCAUUCGAGGAUCCUGAGCAAAUUAAGGUAUCCGAUUGCGAUCAACCGACAUGUAUGUUGAAGCAGGGAACGACCGUCUCGAUAGAGAUGAAACUCAAACCUACCAGAACUAUUACAAACUUAGUCAAUGAGGUGAACGCGAUUAUUGCCGGUGUGCCUUUGCCCUUCAUAGGAGUUGAUGGAAUGAAUGCCUGUGACAAUAUAUACAAUCCUGAUGGUAGCAAAGUAGGGUGUCCACUGAAAGAAGGUGUCGAAUACGUCUACAAGAACAGUUUCCCCGUAUUGGCGUUUUAUCCCAGGGUUUCACUGACGGUGCAUUACGCAUUGCGAGAAGGAAAUGACAGAGUUAUAUGUUUCCAGAUACCAGCGAAAAUUACAAAAUAAACUGUCUCGUUGCCAACUUCGACAAAUUAUAAUUAAAAGUCACAUGUUUGCAUGAUAUAGCGACUCGAGCUUACAUAAUUUAAUUCACCGAUGCAUCAGCAUCGUAUGCGAAAUAAUCUAUUCAACGUGAAAUAGGUACCUGGUGUUGUGAUGUGUACAUAAAACAUUUUAAUAAAUUACUUAUAUAUUCUUCGAA
Molecule: messenger RNA, 792 nt
Organism: Nylanderia fulva
Lineage: Eukaryota; Metazoa; Arthropoda; Insecta; Hymenoptera; Formicidae
Gene: Npc2b
Product: Niemann-Pick type C-2b
Biological process (GO): intracellular cholesterol transport
Molecular function (GO): sterol binding
Source: RefSeq, a predicted model, not a curated record